Messenger RNA from Fusarium musae, 207 nucleotides. RefSeq lists its product as uncharacterized. The record is from RefSeq and is a predicted model, not a curated record. Lineage: Eukaryota; Fungi; Ascomycota; Sordariomycetes; Hypocreales; Nectriaceae. The transcript has 3 exons. The coding region runs from base 1 to 207 and encodes 68 amino acids.
AUGCAUACAUACAAUGCUUGGCACCGAAUGGACCAAAUCAUGUUCAGCCAUGGAGUGUCGACACGGCCAAGCCUGCCACUCGACCCGGAAACUGAGGGACUGUUGGCACUGAAGGAUGAAACUCUUCUCAAGAUUGAUAGCAUUGAAAUCAAGUUCAAGAAUUUCCAAGAUCUGAACGCAUUCUGGAACGCAACAAAGGCUGAGUGA